Messenger RNA from Durusdinium trenchii, 1779 nucleotides. The record is from the annotation of a GenBank genome assembly. Lineage: Eukaryota; Dinophyceae; Suessiales; Symbiodiniaceae.
AUGGAAGAAUGUCGAAGUGGCCCAAAAAGGAUGGAAGAGGUUGUCACAGAGUGGAAUGAAUCCAUCGAGAAGGAGUCGGAGAAGCGAAAAGCCCCAGAACUGGCUGAUCGCUUCGUAACGAAUGUUCCCCCUCUCGAAGAUCAAUCGAUUCUCCGUAAGCUGGAGCAGAAAAAUGUGAAGUACGGAUCGGCCAAUGAAGACAUGUCGAUCAUGUUGCUUCAGUCCUUGAUCUAUUUGCUUCCCUUUAUUUUGAUCAUGGGAUUUCUCUUCUUUGCGAUGCGGAGAUCGUCGGACCCAAUGUCAUCAGGUGGGAUGUUCGGCAACUUCGUUAAAAGCCAGGCCAAGAAAUUUACUCCCAGUGAAACGCAAACAACAUUUGAUGAUGUCGCGGGUAUGGACCAUGCCAAGAAGGAGUUGCAGGAAGUCGUCGAAUUUCUGAAGGAACCAUCCAAGUUUCAGAGACUCGGGGCUGAGAUCCCCAAAGGAGUCCUGCUGAUGGGGCCUCCGGGAACUGGAAAAACCCUGGUGGCGCGUGCCGUCGCUGGUGAGGCAGGAGUCCCCUUUUACAGCAUCAACGGUUCCGAAUUUAUUCAGAUGUUUGUCGGUGUCGGUGCGAGCCGCGUUCGUGACAUGUUCAAGACAGCGAAGGAAAGUGCUCCCUGCAUUCUCUUUAUCGAUGAGAUUGAUGCUGUGGGACGUGUUCGUGGGGCUGGUGUCGGUGGUGGACACGAUGAGCGUGAACAGACAUUAAAUCAGAUCCUCAGUGAAAUGGAUGGUUUUGAAUCGACCAUGGCAGUCAUCGUGAUCGCUGCGACGAACCGUCCCGAUGUACUAGACCCUGCAUUGUUGCGUCCGGGACGCUUUGAUCGGCAUGUGGCUGUUGACCGCCCGAGUCGCGAGGGACGUUUAGGGAUUCUGAAAGUUCAUGCUCGCAAAGUGAAACUCGCUGAGGGUGUCAAACUGGAAGAAGUUGCCAACAGCACCAUAGGUUUCUCGGGAGCAGAGCUGAAGAACCUCGUGAAUGAGGCUGCCUUGCAUGCAGCGCGUGAAGGGAAAACAGAAAUCGAGAUGGAAGAUUUCGAUUCUGCCCGCGACAAAAUCAUGAUGGGCGUACCUCGUGAAGACAUCAUGAACGAAAAAGAACGUCGCAUGACCGCGUAUCAUGAGGCGGGGCAUGCAAUCCUGGGAUGGAAGCUGCCUGAAGUUGAUCCUGUGCAUAAGGUGACGAUUGUUCCACGUGGACGUGCACUGGGCGUGACGCAAUUUGUGCCCGAAGAAGAACGCUUUCACAUGGGAGAGACACGUCUACGUCAACAACUGGCCAUGAUGCUUGGUGGUCGGACCGCUGAGAAGUUGAUCUUCAAUGAAUACUCAGCUGGUGCGGAAGAUGACCUCAAACGCUCCUCUCAAAUUGCUCGUCGCAUGGUCAGUGCCUGGGGAAUGAGCGAGAAGAUUGGUCCCGUUGCAUAUCGCGAUAGCGAAGAGCAUCCAUUCUUAGGUAAGGAGAUGCACGAACAACGUAAGUACAGCGAACAGACUGCUGCUCUGAUUGAUCAGGAAAUGCGUACCGUCAUGCUGCAAGCACAGGAACUGGCUAAGACAACUCUGGAAGAGAAUAGAGAAGUUCUGGAAGAACUGGUGCGGGCUCUCAUGGAGAAUGAGAUCGUUGAUCGAGAGCAACUCGAAGAGAUCAUGGGGCCACGUCAGACCCUUGAUGAAGAGGCUUUGCCACCCCAAAAGUCCGAAGAGACGACGGACGAAUCUUCAGACGCUGAAUGA